This is a messenger RNA of Micropterus dolomieu (smallmouth bass), 4616 nucleotides long. RefSeq names its product terminal nucleotidyltransferase 5Aa (gene tent5aa). Lineage: Eukaryota; Metazoa; Chordata; Actinopteri; Centrarchiformes; Centrarchidae. Gene Ontology annotation, biological process: mRNA stabilization. The record is from RefSeq and is a predicted model, not a curated record. Gene Ontology annotation, molecular function: RNA binding; poly(A) RNA polymerase activity. The coding region runs from base 749 to 1954 and encodes 401 amino acids. The transcript is spliced from 2 exons.
CUCACACAAGUGGGACAAAUAGGCUAUGUUAAACCUAAACGGAGUUGGGGGGGAAGCAAGCUGGAUUUCCAGAGCACAUUCAAAUUGCAUCAACGGGAUUAUUUGUUGGCAGCAGGAGGAGAAAUUAAAAAUAUGUAGGAGCUGUGCGUAAAAGUCCACAAGAUUCCUCUGAGGGGUUGAUCGUUGGAGGGAGGAUUGUGCCAAAGUGCGACUUGAGGAGCAGCUUAUUCAUGCAAAUUCAUAAAAUCAUAGGCGUGCCUUUGGGUGAUGGAGUCAUAGCCGGAAAAGCAAACCCCCUCCUGGAUAAUCAGCGACCUUCAAAGACUGUGAUGCGCAGCGCUCGGACGCAUUGACAGCGGCACAGCGGCAAAUGUUUUAAAAGGACAGAGAAAGAGAAGAGAAAGUUAGGAGUUGUUUUCCACACGCUUCUGUUGACGGGCUGCACUUCUUCCUCAACACAGCCACCAGCUCGACUGCUGCGCCACUGGAUCUCCAACCACAGGCUUAUUGCGCAGACAAUAACGCACCGCUGCAACUAUCACUAUUGCUUGUCGUCUUUUUUUGUUAAUUUAUUUUUAUAUGUUUACGAUCAAUUCGGACGACUUAAAAUACAAAAUCCUGAUGCGGAUGAAGUUAUAGUCACCCUACUAGAUCGAUUUUGUGCGUAAAGACGCGACCACUUAUUUGUUUCUAUUUGGAAAAAAAAAUCUUUUGUAUUUAAAUCGCCGAGGACUUUUCACCCUUCACCAUGUCAGAGGACGAGAGUAGCUCCACUACCAGCCAUGUGUCUGACACAGAAGGCAGCAAUGCUAGCGUUCUCAGUUGGGAGCAAGUGCAGCGGCUUGACGCCAUCCUGACGGAGACCAUCCCGAUCCACGGCCGGGGAAACUUCCCCACUCUGGAAAUGCAGCCGCGACAGAUCGUUAAAGUGGUGCGGAGUCGGAUGGAGGAGAAACAAAUCCACGUCCGGGACGUUCGGUUAAACGGCUCUGCAGCCAGUCACAUUCUGCACGGGGAUAGCGGACUGGGCUUUAAGGACCUUGACCUCAUAUUUUGCGCAGAUAUGAAAGGUGAAAGUGAUUUCCAGACUGUGAAGGACAUAGUUUUGGACUGUCUCCUGGAUUUUUUACCCGACUGUGUGAAUAAAAAGAAAAUAACCCCGUUAACGUUAAAGGAAGCCUAUGUGCAGAAGAUGGUGAAGGUGUGUAAUGACUCAGACCGCUGGAGCCUCAUCUCCCUCUCCAACAACCGGGGUAAGAACGUGGAGCUGAAGUUUGUGGACUCCCUUCGACGGCAGUUUGAGUUCAGUGUGGACUCCUUUCAGAUCAAACUGGACUCCCUGCUGCUGUUCUACGAGUGCUCAGAGAACCCAAUGGCCGAGACCUUCCACCCCACCAUCAUGGGCGAGAGUGUGUACGGAGACUUCAGCGAAGCCCUGGACCACCUACGUCACAAGAUCAUCUGCACCCGGAACCCAGAGGAGAUCCGAGGCGGGGGUCUGCUGAAGUACUGUCACCUGCUGGUUAGGGGUUUCCGGGCCGCUUCCGAGUCAGAGAUGAAGUCCCUGCAGCGCUAUAUGUGCUCGCGCUUCUUUAUUGACUUCUCUGACAUUGGUGAGCAGCAGCGCAAACUGGAGUCCUACCUUCAAAACCACUUUGUGGGCCUGGAGGACCGCAAGUACGACUACCUGAUGACCCUCCACGGAGUGGUCAAUGAGAGCACAGUGUGCCUGAUGGGACACGAGAGGCGGCAGACCUUAGGGCUCAUAGCCAUGCUGGCAGUGCGUGUUCUUGCAGAGCAGAACGUCAUUCCCAACGUGGCUAAUGUUACAUGUUACUACCAGCCUGCGCCUUAUGUGGCAGAUGGCAACUUCAGUAACUACUACAUAGCACAGGUACAGCCGGUGUUUGCUUGCCAGCAGCCUGCAUACUCCACCUGGUUGCCCUGUAACUGAGUCAGCCCCGAGGAAAGGUGGAGGGAGAGAGUCUGAUUUGUUUAAACAGGAGUCGCCGCCUUGGACCUGCCCAGUGUUUGGCUGCGGACAGAAAAAGGAAAAGCUUUUUUGCUCAUACUUUUAGUAUGAACAGGCGUUCACUUCAAGUACGUAUUUCAGUGUAUGUCACCUGAUCCUGCCCAGGCCAGCCAGGUUUAAAAAAAAGUCUAAUUUGGGAAGCUUGGAAAUAAAGGCUAAACACAAAUGUGUGACCGCCUUGAACGCAAGCAGCAGAACUGUCAUCGAAAAUGAACAAGACUGAUCUGUCUGAUCUGUCUGAAUCUGUCAAGAACUUAUUAGCCAGCAUGUUCCAACAGCAGACCAAACAGCUGCAUCAGUGCCCUGACGUUGACAGCUACUCCGCGCGCACGCACACACACACACACACACACACAUGCACGCACACACACACACACACACACACACACACACACACACACAGACUCUUUAGGUGAAAUCAGAGGUGUGUGCAGGGCUCCAAAACGAGCACCCUAGACUCGCUUUACGUCAGCUGAACUGAAGUGAGAUGCUGUUCAACUAGUUUGGAUAAGAAACUGGCAUCUCCGCCUUGCAUUUGGAUAUAAUUCUGGUUGUUUACAGACCAAAGAUUUUUUUUUGAUUGUUUCUAACAUUGAAACCCGAUUUUGAUGGGGUAAAAUAAACUAAAUAUGAAGCUAUGUCUAUUUGUGUAUGUGAACAUGUGUGUUUUUUAAGUGCCUAAUGCCCCUCAGCGGGCAGAUAAAAUAAUGAGCAGGCCAUAGCCCCACUCUAGUCAGGCACACAAGACAAUAGCACCCCAGAGGCUUGUGAAUGUAUAUGUGAAAUCAUGCACAGUCUGUGUUUGUGUUCGUUCGGAUGAAAAAGAGCACUUUGCGUUAGUGUGGAUCUUGCUGUAAAGUAGCAGUCAAACGUGCGAUUGAUGGGUUGUAGCAAGAUUCACAUUUGGAAACUCCAAAUUUGUAUCUUCUCUGAGUGAUAAAGCAAACAUGCAUGUCUCAAAUUAAUACCGGUUUUGCAUAUGUGCUAUGAGAAAGGAUGACAAGCAUUUUCAGAUCAUCAGCAACUAAGAAAACUUUCACUCACACACACACACACACACACACACAAUUUCCUGUAUAUUUUGUGCAGUGGUGCUUCCCUUUUUCUCAUCUGAGAAAAAAACACGAUUUCACAAUAAGUAGAUAAGAGGCAGAGAGAGGAAAGAGUGCAUUCAGAGAGAGGGUCCGACAGAAAGCUGGUGUGUGUUCCCCAUGCUUCCUCUUACUGUAGAAGGAUAUUUGCAGAGACACCUCAGAUGAUGUGACACUAUUUGCUGUAGCACCCUUGCAGGGAAUUCCUCAGCUGCUGCUGAAGAGCUUGAACUUAGCUGUUGUUACGUCUGCAAAUGCUCCGUUCAGGGUUCAGAAAAUGUUGUGGCAAACAUUUUGGUGGACCCCGCUGAUAGACCUAAAGUUUAAUGAGGCCAUUUGUUGACGUAGACAGAGAUACUGUGCUGACAUAGAAGACUGGGAAAUAGACUGUAAAUGGAGCAAAAGCGAGAGAAAGGCAAAUGUGGUAGUUUAAAAGGCAAGAGGGAGGGUGAGUCAAUCUGGAGAGAUGGGUGCAGCUGGUGAUGGGGUUUAUCUCUCUAGGGCUACCAUGUAUUACUGUACAAACAGUCUCUGUUAAGGUCAGAUUACAACUUAAUGGACAGUGUUGCAGCUCUCCCCCUUUUUCAGGGAGACCAAAACAUUCUAUCAGCAUUUGUUUUAAUCAUCUGAUCGUUGUUCAGAAGAGGGGAAACUGAAGAAGAUUGCAUGCAUUCACACCAGCUUCAGGAGACUUUAAGUUGCAACGUAUGUUUCAUUUGUGAGGUUGCUUUAUUGAUGCUUAUUAAUGGUUUUUAUGCUUCAUUCCACACCAUUUUAAAGUACUGUGUAUAUAUAUGAUUACUGUACAUGCUUCGGCUUUGCCAACUCACUUACUCCUUGCAAACUAUACUGCAGCCUUUUCUGAUGGCAGAUAGAAAAAGGAAAUUAGGAUUUUAAGCAUAAAAGGGUAGGUUAAGCUCGGAGACCAGCAUCAACUCAAUACUGCGUUGAAAAGAGAAAAUUCUCAUGCUGAAAAAAAAAGCAUUAGUAGCUCAUCCUCUGUUUCGCCUGAUUCUGAUAAUUCAUAACUGCUCUGUUCAGUUGUUUCUUCUUCUCAGUGACUAUCCAUGUCGAUGAUAUCCUUUGGAUUGUGCAGGCAAUGUAUUGUCAUUUUAUACUCAGUGAUGUCCUAACAGCUGACUUGCUAGCUAGCUCCAGUCUGCCUGUCAGUUAGUGAUUGUGCCUGUCAGUUAGAGAUUGUGGGUUACUGCGUUGUCUUGUAUGCGUUGUCUCAAAUACCUGUUUCUGUUCAUGCAGUCUUUUACAAAUCACACUUUGAAAAAGAACGAUUAAGAUCCUUGUCUUGUAUGUAUAUUUUUUAUGAUUGUUAUUUUUAUAAAUGUAUCAGACACUGCGGGUGUUGCAGUGCUUUUGAAUCUGUGAUUGGGCUUCAAAGGAUAUGUUCUCAAUAGCUUUUUUGCUAUAUUAUGUUAUGUGUCCAAUGGCUCAAAAGGUUAAGGAUGUUUUCAUCAAUAAAAUAUCUGAAAACCAGA